Messenger RNA from Colletotrichum scovillei, 770 nucleotides. Its product is annotated as acetyltransferase. Gene Ontology annotation, molecular function: acyltransferase activity, transferring groups other than amino-acyl groups. The record is from RefSeq and is a predicted model, not a curated record. The coding region runs from base 228 to 743 and encodes 171 amino acids. The transcript has a single exon. Lineage: Eukaryota; Fungi; Ascomycota; Sordariomycetes; Glomerellales; Glomerellaceae.
AUCACCUACUAAGCACUGUGUUUAAAUAUCAAGAGAAGGCCUGUCUACUUGUAGAUCUCUUUGAUCUGUAUUCAUGUCUUGUCUCAAGUUCUCCUACACGUAAACACCUCAUUGUCACUUCGCCGACCACGAAUUGCUUCGGACAAACCCGCCGAUCACCACUCUAGCAUCCGUUCAUUCGACCAGCCCCGAUAAGCUGACAAGAUCAGCCCACCCAGAAGAACAUCAUGGAUAUCCAAAUUUCGCCAGCGACGAUAGAUGACAUCCCAGAAAUCCUGGAACUCACCCAGAAAGCACGCGUGGACAUGUACCCGCAUCUGGACGAGCACUGGCGUGCCAUGAAGGCUGAGCAAGAUCUCGCAACGUUCCAGAAGACAUUUUUCGAUCACCCAGAUGGCGCCUUUAUCGUCGCGCGAUCAGAGAACCAAAUCAUUGCGACAGUUGGAUAUCAACACUACGAUUACCGAUUUCCGCAGCUCACUCCACUGCCCGACGGCGUGGUUGAAGUCGUGAGACUUUUCGUGGUCCCAGCUUGGCGGCGCGGCGGAUUGGCAUCCCGAUUAGUUUCGGCUUUGGAGAAGGCAGCGAGAGAAGCGGGCCUGAAACAGUUGUAUCUUCAUACCCAUCCAUUCCUGCCAGGAGCGAUCAAAUUCUGGGAACGGCAGGGAUUCGUCGUUUUGGAUAUUGAUCGAGAUGAUGCUGUAUGGCAGACAACACAUAUGAGCCGUAACCUAGAAGGGUGAUUUCAGCUCUAAUCAAAACUAUGCGAG